Molecule: messenger RNA, 1309 nt
Organism: Paecilomyces variotii
Lineage: Eukaryota; Fungi; Ascomycota; Eurotiomycetes; Eurotiales; Thermoascaceae
Exons: 1
Coding region: 254-1120 (288 amino acids)
Source: RefSeq, a predicted model, not a curated record
CUCUUGUGAUUCCACGAUUCGAUCCAAAUAUCUCCCAGCGAACUGUUCAGCUCCUGCGCCUGGCCGAUCUAGGACGUGAACCCGGUUCGACUGCCUGCAUAUAUACCUGUUUCCUUUGCUCCCUCCUCCUCCUUCUCGCCCUCGAACCGACUCCGCCCUCUCGUUCGUCCACGCCCCACCUGUGCCACCUGUACCUGGGGGGUAUCUACAUUCGACAUCAGGUGGAAGGCAGUCUCUUCCCAAUUCGGCCACCAUGGAUUCCAUGCGGUCCCUGAAUACCUCUCUGCCGUCGGCCUCCCGUUCUCAACCUCCGGAGCAGCUUCUCCAGGCCUUCAAGAGUGCUGCCCUGUCUGUGACCAACCUCUAUAAAACUGCCAUCACCGACCAGGCCCAAGCGAGACAGGCCGGUUAUCAAGAUGCCAUUGAAGACCUAUUGAGUUUCCUCGACAGGGAGAAUCUCGGUCUGGGAGAUGGGGAAGGCUGGAAGGUCCGACGAUGGGCAACUGAACGAGCGGACGGGACCGGCGUGGCUUCCAGCGACAGUGAUGAUGAGCGUGGGGAUAUUGAGAAACCAACAAGGGGCUCGACUCCAGCAACUGCACGCAACCAACGACUAGAUACAGACAUAUCGACGCAGCCAUCUCGAUCCGCCUCUCCUCGAAUAGAGCCGGCUGCGCAACCCCAGUCGCAGCCACAGCCGCAACCGCAACAGCAGGUGGUUCACCCUGCAGCCGAAGAGUCGAAUCUUUCCGCUAGACCAACUAUUUUCACCUUUACCGCUGGACCCCAGUUUCCACAGUCCUACGAGCAAGAUAUCGACAUGGCCUCUGAGAAUACGCCAGCGGUGAAUAGCAGUUCAUCGGAAGACGACGUCUCUGUCUCCUCGAAUCUCUCCGCUCCGUCCGUCGGUGUCUCAGUCUUGUCUCGAAACCCUCGAUCGCAACACCGACACGCCAACUCUCCUCGCAACAACGCACGAUCUUCAACAAGAGAGGCUUCCGCUGGCCUUGGGGCUGGUCUGGGAUCGAAAAGGAAAUUCAACGUUCCCGACUUCUUUGACCUCUCUGGUCUAGGAGCGCGGGAUAUGUUUGGAGGUGGCAAACGCGGCCGUUUCACAUAGAGAAAGACGAUUUUGACGAUGGGACGAUCAUAUUCCCUUUUCUUAUCACGCAACGAUUGAUGUUGUCCAGGAAUCGGAGGCAACCCAGAAGCAUUUCGAGGAGUUUUUGCAUGUGUAGUUUCGUGGCCUUCCUUUUGUUUCUGUUUAAUUUCUUUUUAACUAUUUAUUCUUGCUUCUAUUUCACAUAUU